GCUUCCUUCGGUGGACGAACCCGAUGUUUAGAAAACGAAAGAAGAAGUAGCUAGUAGUAGACUUCGACGAUUGAAUCGGAUUGGCGAAUGUUGGAGAAUGUCUGGUAAAGUAGGGUUGCUCUAUGUAAAGAACAAAAACACAGUCCAGUUGUUAUCCGACGAGAUUACCACAUUACUGGGAGCUGAAAAUAUUGUGGAUUCAGGUGUUGAAGAGCAAGCAAUAAAGUCAGGUGAGCUCACACCAGUUGUAAAGAAGGUUGGAAAGAAUCUCAGCAAUGUCAACUCUCUAAUUGUAAUCACAGACAAUGCCUUCUGGGAUAGAUUUUGGAGUGAAAAAUCAAAUAAAGUUCACAACAAACUUGAAGAGCUUCUGUGUGAUGAUGAUGGGGAUGGUGUUACUCUCGUUUUGAUUGUGGGUUGCAACAUAGACCAGGGUUUAAUUGAGACCCUAGUUCCUUCUUCCUCACACGCUCAUGUAAUAAGUGAAGAGGAUCUGAAGAAAUACCUUUCCAAGGAGAGAAAACCUCCAUCUGUAUGUCACAUGGUGGUGUCUAUAAAGGAAAAUAAUUCAGAAAGCAUAAAAGAAUUAUCCAAACAAAUUGUAGAGAAAUAUGGAAAUCAAAGUCUUGAGGAUGAAGAUGUCUGCAAAGACAAGGUGGAUACACCCACCCAAACUCCAACACUCACCUUUCCUGUAACACCACAGUGGCCUACAACCAAAGAGAGAGUUGUUGUACAAACAGCAGGUCCUAAUGACGAUGCAUCGGAGAAUCCUGAUAUUGAUUUCAGUGUCCCUUCCAUGAAGAGUGAUGAUGUAGACAAUAACGAAACCCGCUAUGAUAUCUCACGUCCUGGACUCUGCCUGUACAUUGGGGUUUUGGAGUUUGAUCCCGAGGAUUCAAAAGUUAAGUUAGCGGGAAGAAAAUCCUCAAUGCUAGAGUUUGAGAAGAUGAAGGACAGUUUUGAAUGCCUAGGUUGUUUUGUUAAGAGGAAGAGUAACCCAACUGAUACAGAGGCACUCAAAUUCUUACAACAAGGGAUGGAGUGGUGUGAGAAAUUGAAGCCCAGCUAUUUCGUGCUGAUAAUUAGUACUCAUGGUCAGGAAGUACCUCAGGUGAAUAAAGAAGACAAGUCUGCCAAAUUGCAUCCCUCGGGGAUCAAAGAAAAAGGACAACCUAAGAAAGAGAUGGUGCAUCAGCUUUUCUUCAAUAAUGGAAAGUCUUUAUUGACCAGGGACAUUGUCAAAAUGUUCGACGAUUGUCCAUCACUAGCUGACAAACCAUGUUUUUUCUUCAUUCAGGCAUGCAGAAGUCGCUUUGGGAUCGAUGGUCACGAGAAUUUUGAUCCGGGGGUGAUGGUUGACGUGUUCACUCCAAGGAGUCAGAUUGAAGCUGCACAGAUAACCCCGGAUACGGAGGAUGCCUCUGGAAACCCCAAACUUCUAGAUAAAACAGACGCCAAGCGCAGCACUGCCAAACUGACGGAGGAAGAUAAAAAGGCUAGACUCCAACAGAUCGAAAAGUGGAACAAAAAUGCUAAAAUUGCAACACUCUAUACACAUAUCCUGGAAUACAAAAAUUGGCUCUCGAAUCAGACUGGUGCAUCACAAACCAGAUCACAGGACACAUCGGAAGAAACCGCUAAAUUGGCAGAGGCUUUGACUGUUGAAGGUUUCACAUUUCAGAAAGUACAAGAGAUCUUGGAGACAUGUAAAGGCUAUGAAGUAGACAUUUUGGAUUUCUUUUUCCCGGAGAUGAUAAUAAGUGACCCAGCCCCAUGCACCAAUGAUUCCGCCAUUAUGUUCGCCUCAGCACCAGGAAAAGAAGCAUACAACAGGGGUAACAAAGGAGGGUGGUUAAUCAUAAACAUGGAGGAACAGCUGAAGGAAUCUCUGAAAGAUAAUCCAGAGAAUGUCGAUCUGCUGGCAGAACUGACCAAGGUGUCCGGGAGGAUGGCUUACAAGUAUGAGACGGACACUGACUCUAGCGAAAGUAGUGGUCACAAGUCCGUACCUUGUCUGUAUCACAAACUUUGUAAGGAUGUCAUUAUUUGUCCACAGGAGCUCGCAAGGAAAAAAAAAUUAUUGGAGAAUCACGACAACUCUGAGUACUCGGAAUUUUUUAAAUGGGCUUAAAUGGUUUCGAUAUAAAAACACAUUAGAAGAUGGACCUGUGAAGCUCUACUCAGUUCAACAGAAGUGGAGAUCUUGAAGAAAUAACUCGUACUGUAGCAGAUUCUAUGCAAAAAGUUCUUGUGAUUUUAAAUUCAGUGCCAAAGAUGUCAGAAAGUCUUGAAAUUGCUUUCAUUUAUCAAGCAAUGUAGUUGAUGAGAAAACUUCUUUAUAGAAUUUAUUCUUAAAGUUUACUUUUUUAAUAUGAUUUCUUUUCACCCGAGAUAUGUUUGUUUGAUUUAAUUCAGUUUUCAUGUUUUCAUCCUUUUUUAAGAACCUCAUGGCGAGUUUUAACCCAACUUGACAAAAAGUGUUUUUGAGAACAAAUUAGUUCUAAUGAAGAAAAAUGCCCCCUUCCAAAGGGAUAUACAUAUAAUUAAGACAAAGCAAAAAUGGGGAGGGGUUAAAAUAUAUUGCCUUUCAUGUAUAUAAGGAAGAUAGAGAAUUUAUUCAAAUCGUGACCUUCGAAGCCACACAACAUAUUUAAGAAUCUACAUAGAAAUAUGUAGGAAAAUUCUUCUCAACAAGAAUCACAGAGCUAUACAUAUUACUAUUAGUCAAAUUGAUGUGCAAGCAUCCUUGCGUAAAAUCAGGGGAGUCAGGAUUGGACCAUGAAAGGGAUUUUGAAUUUUGUGUAGGAUUUAUAUAUGGAAAAAUUCUAUAAAAUCUUCUCGACAAGAGUCCCAAAGAUUCCAUUUAAAAUGAAAGCAUUCCAAUUUAGUGAAGAGGGCUUAUACACAGGAAUACAUAGGGGAAAUUAACUACAAUGCUAAUAUAUAUAUAUAUAUAUAUAUAUAUAUAUAUAUAUAUAUAUGCAUGCAUACAUACAUACAUACAUACAUACAUAAUGUAUGAACAUUUCAGAGUUCAGGUAAGCAGGGUAUGCUCUUGUUUUCAUCAUGAUGUAAUUUUGUAUUAAUCAACGUACCAAUAUUGGAUGCUAAAUAAUAACUCAUUUAUACUACCUCCAACACUUCAUAACUCCUAUACAGUAAAACAUGGUUACAACGAACCAGUUUGUAAUGAAUUCCCUCUUACAGUGAAGUGAUGCUCAUUUCUUGUAGUUAUUAAACAUAUUAUGAAGUUACUGGAUGUAACGAUCGAAUUACAAGUUUAUAACAGAUUAAGAUUAUUUGUCUCCGUACUACCGUUAUACGUGAAUUCUUUUUACAAUUUAUAUUGAAUUAAUUUAUCCUCAGUUCUGAUGUGAACUUUCACUUUUUAUAACAAUUUACCAGCAUGUCAUCACAACUAUUUUAUAGUCUGAAUACUUUAUAUGUCAUUCACCAUUAAUUUGAUUGUGGUGGGAUUGUUCAUUACCUGGUGUGAUUGUUGAUUACUUGGUGUGAUUGUUGAUUACUUGGUGUAAUUGUUCAUUAUCUGGUGUGAUUGUUGAUUACCUGGUGUAAUUGUUGAUUACCUGGUGUAAUUGUCCAUUACCUGGUGUGAUUGUUGAUUACCUGGUGUGAUUGUUCAUUACCUGGUGUGAUUGUUCAUUACCUGAUGUGAUUGUUGAUUAUCUGGUGUGAUUGUUGAUUACUUGGUGUGAUUGUUCAUUACCUGGUGUAACUGUUCAUUACCUGGUGUGAUUGUUGAUUACCUGAUGUGACUGUUGAUUACCUGGUGUAAUUGUUCAUUACCUGGUGUGAUUGUUCAUUAUCUGGUGUGAUUGUUGAUUACCUGGUGUGAUUGUUCAUUACCUAGUGUGAUCGUUGAUUAUCUGGUGUGAUCGUUGAUUACCUGGUGUGACUGUUGAUUACCUGGUGUAAUUGUUCAUUACCUGGUGUGAUUGUUGAUUACCUGAUCUGAAUGUUUAUUAUCUGGUCUGAUUCCUUGUUACCUGCUCUGUGUUCCGAUUACUGGUCAGUAAGACUAUUUUUUAUAUAAUUGUGAAUCAGUCAAACAUCGGGUGUUUUGAUGUAUAAGUCCAUGUAUCUACAUGUAAGGGGCAGAUAUUAUUUGGGGCCAAUUUACUGAUACACCAUGUAAGUGGAAUUUUUAGCAAAUCCCAAAUUUAGCAAUUAUCCCCAUAAAAAUGGUUAUAUUAUAAUAUAUUUAGCAAGAGCUUUUACCGACUUUAUAAUUUCAAGAAAGAUGACUAUCACCUACGAUACGGAAUAAAUUAUUAGUGAUAUUCAAAUUUAGCUAUCUCAAUACCUUCGCUAUUAAUUCCAAAAUCAAAUCCUCACUAAAAAUUCUACCUAUACGGCACUAGUAUGUAGGUCUCUUGUAUUGCUCCAAUAAGUUGAGAAGUUGCAGAUGGGGAAACCUAGCCCUUUGUUAUAAUUGUUCUAAUGUUCUGAUCUCACAAUCUGCUCACCAGCCUGUACAUGUCUGCUGGGGAAUGUUUAUUAUUUGUUUCUGUUUUACUUGGUCAGGCUGUAAUCUUUUUGAUGUAUUAUAUAUUUAUAUACAUGUGAUCUUCAUAUCCACUCUUGUCAGACAUUCAUGUCGUAUCAAAUCUUUGCUCAAUAUACAAAUAAUUUCAAAUAUAAGAACAUAGGAGUUAUGAUCAUUUCCUGUGAAGGGCAUUCACUGCAGAUAUCUCAAGUUAACGUUCAGUCUUGUACAGGACAGAGGAAUCAUUCUCAGAUAUCUCAAGAUAACGUUCAGUCUUGUACAGGACAUGAAUCAUUCUCAGAUAUCUCAAGUUAGUACAGGACAGAGGAAUCAUUCUCAGAUAUCUCAAGCUAAUGUUCAGUCUUGUACAGGACAGGAAUAAUUCUCAGAUAUCUCAAGUUAGUACAGGACAGAGGAAUCAUUCUCAGAUAUCUCAAGUUAGUACAGUACAGGGGAACCAUUCUCAGAUAUCUCAAGUUAGUACAGGACAGAGGAAUUAUUCUCAGAUAUCUCAAGUUAGUACAGGACAGAUGAAUCAUUCUCAGAUAUCUCAAGUUAGUACAGGACAGAGAAAUCAUUCUCAGAUAUCUCAAGUUAGUAGAGGACAGAGGAAUCAUUGUCAGAUAUCUCAAGUUAGUACAGGACAGAGGAAUCAUUCUCAGAUAUCUCAAGUUAGUACAUGACAGGGGAAUCAUUCUCAGAUAUCUCAAGUUAGUACAGGACAGAGAAAUCAUUCUCAGAUAUCUCAAGUUAGUACAGGACAGAGGAAUCAUUCUCAGAUAUCUCAAGUUAGUAGAGGACAGAGGAAUCAUUCUCAGAUAUCUCAAGUUAGUAAAGGGCAGAGGAAUCAUUGUCAGAUAUCUCAAGUUAGUACAGGACAGAGGAAUCAUUCUCAGAUAUCUCAGGCUAACGUUCAGUCUUGUACAGGACAAGGGAAUCAUUCUCAACCAGUGUGAUGGAUUAUUGUCUUGCCACAAAUUUUUAGCCGAGUUGCAACGAAGUUGAACUCGGCUAUUGGUUUAGUGAUGUUGGUGGGCGAGCGUGUUGGCGGUUGGACGUCAACAAUUGGUUUCCGGAUGAUAACUCGAAAUGUUUACAAUCUAAUCAAAUGAAACUUUGAUAUAUUGUUAGGUACCAAGUAAGGAAAACCCCUAUUGAUUUUGGAGAAAAAUUGUCAAAGGUCAAGGUCACAGUGACCGAAAAUAAAACGCAAAUUUCAAAAAAAUUUGGUUUUCGGAUGAUAACUCGGAAAGUUUAAAAAAUCUGAAUCAAAUGAAACUUUGAUAUAUUGUUGGGUACUAGGUAAGGAAGAUCCCUGUUGAUUUUUGAGAAAAAUUGCCAAAGGUCAAGGUCACUGUGACCGAGAAUAAAAUGAAAAUUUCAAAAAAAUUUGGUUUCCGGAUGAUAACUCAAAAAGUUUAAAUCUGAAUCAAAAGAAACUUUGAUAUAUUGUUGGGUACUAGGUAAGGAAGACUCCUAUGGAUUUUGGAGAAAAAAGGUCAAAGGUCAAGGUCACAGUGACUGAAUAUAGAAUGAAAAUUUCAGAAAAAUUUGGUUUUUGGAUGAUAAAGUUUAAAUCCGAAUCAAAUGAUACUUAAAGAUAUUGUUAUGUAUCAGGUAAGGAAGACCCCUAUUGAUUUUGGAGAAAAUGGGUCAAAGGUCAAGGUCACAGUGACCGAAAAUAGAUUUAAAAUUCCAAAAAAAAAAUUAGUUUCCGGAGAAUAACUUGAAAAUUUUUAAUUUGAAUCAAAUGAAACUUGGUUAUAUUGUUGGAUACCAGCAAGGCAAAGCCCCUAUUGAUUUUGGAGAAAAAAGGUCAAUGGUCAAGGUCACAGUGACCAAAAAUAGAUUGAAAACUUCAGACAAAUAUGGUUUCUGGACAGUAACUUGAAAAGUUUAAAACUGAAAUUAGUUCUUCACAAUUAUAAAUAUGCCACAUCAUUCCUGCAUGACUUUACAAUGUAUCCCAUGCAACUCGGCUUAUGCACCCCUGGGUGCAUAUAUUGAUUUUUUCUUUCUAAUUUCAUGUAUUUAAUAUAAAUAUAUUAAACAAUAAAGUGUCUUUCUUUCUUGUUUCAUUGGGUGAUUGCUACAAUUAUUGCAGAAAAACAUUUGCAUAGCCUGCUUAUGCAAUGAAACAGCAAAGAAAGCAUUUUAUUGUUAAAAGUAUUAAGAUUAAUUAACCUGUGUUUUGUGAAUUAAUAAAGCUACAUAAUCCUG
Messenger RNA from Ostrea edulis (European flat oyster), 6730 nucleotides. RefSeq lists its product as uncharacterized. Gene Ontology annotation, molecular function: cysteine-type endopeptidase activity. Bases 98 to 2134 code for a protein of 678 amino acids. The record is from RefSeq and is a predicted model, not a curated record. The transcript is spliced from 9 exons. Lineage: Eukaryota; Metazoa; Mollusca; Bivalvia; Ostreida; Ostreidae. Gene Ontology annotation, biological process: proteolysis.